AUCAGUAAUUAUUCAGCAAUGUUUUGAACAAGAAAUGUCAGCCAGAAAGGGCUAUCUUCAUCCUCCGUCAAAUUAUACCACAACGAUGACAUGUCCCAACAACCAAGCUGGAAAUUCGUUUUUCGUGGACUCUUUAAUUAACGUGAGAACCGACAGCGGUUCAUAUUACCAAAGUAACGGGGUCUAUUUGCCACCGGCGUCGGAAUAUUCAUAUGGACUCUCCGGAGGCUCGUGUUUCCCGGGAAUCGGUAAGCGCAACGAGCCAAGCACCCAAAGCGUGAUCCCGUCUUCUGCCCCGUAUGUUCAGGGGAUGGAAACGUGGUUGGAAACGUCUAGAUCCUGCCGGGUGGAUCAGCCCAACAGCCAGCAUAUGCCACAGUGUUCAUUCUCACCGAAUAUAAAAGAGGAGAGCGCUUAUUGCCUCUAUGAGUCUGACAAAUGUCCAAAAGGAGCCACAGUAGAUGACUACUCAACCGCAUCAUGCCCGGUUACCGGCAGCACUUUGCCAGUCCCCGGCUACUUCCGCCUGUCUCAGACAUACGCGUCCUCUAGGCUUUACCAUGAUGUCCAGCCAAACAUGAAUCACUUUACUCUGCAGCGUCCUGUCCGCCUGGACAGCCAGCCCUCCCGGCCCCCGGCUGCCUCUGCUGAGCCGGAGCGGAGGGAGAGCCACGAGGAGGCGCCUGUCCCCGCGCCCUGCGCCCCGGCCAGAGACGAGGACAGCCGCCUCUCCUCGGAUAUCUCCUCCUCCCCUGAGCCCGAGGAGACGUGCAGUACUGAGUGUCCGGAAAAGCCAGUAAAAGGAGAUGGAAAAAUGGAAACCACGGCUAAUUGGCUCACAGCUAAGAGUGGCCGAAAGAAGCGCUGCCCCUACACCAAGCACCAGACUCUGGAGCUGGAGAAGGAGUUUCUCUUCAACAUGUACUUGACAAGAGAGCGCCGUCUGGAGAUCAGCCGCGGUGUGCACCUCUCUGACAGGCAAGUCAAAAUCUGGUUCCAAAACAGGAGGAUGAAACUGAAAAAAAUGAGCCGGGAGAAUAGGAUCCGAGAGCUCUCAGGCAACUUCAGUUUCUCAUGAGACUGUCUGCGUCUUUGGCGCCCUCCUCCAUCCAUGGCAAGGGCGCCUGCAGAGCCCCCCCUUCCCAACCCUACUGUGAGAAUGUCCAUGGAAACAAGGACCCUACUGCUAACUUAUUGAUUGUUGUUCUUUCUUGUUUUCACGUCUGUUUUGUUGUUGUCGUGGAUAUGUAUUUAUAAAUGGCUACAUUUGUAACGUUGAUCCAUUGUGUUUAAAAUGUUCAGAAUGUGACCACAAUGUUUCAGAGUUUCAGGCGUGUACAUAGUGUAUAGUCAACCUGAGUGAACCAUUGGAAUUUGCAUGCUGGACUAACCCUUGGGACACUUGUGUUACAGUUACAUGUACCUUUAUGUGCCAACUAAAGAGCCCAAGAGGUCUGAUGAAUAUUUGCACAUUUAUUUCUGGUAAAAUUAAUAAAACCAUCCCUGCAACUGCAGACUUCUUAUUUCAUUCAUGAAGGGCAUGCUAGGUGCUGCGCUUUGUUUAAAUCUUAAAGUUGGCACAGGUAGAGUGCAUGGUGCUAAUGCCUUUGUGUUUUGGAAAGUGUCCGGUCUGUGUGCAGUAAAUAUCCUUACAGUAGAGGGUGAUGUUUUUCAUAGUUUAGGCCUUUAAUUGAAGUCUGGUGUCUGUGAACAUCGCAUUGCCUUUUGUCCUUGACAUCAGACUUCAUUUUAAACUAAAUACAACGAAUGGAGGCACAGUGAUGUUGUAAAAUGUAUUUCAGAAUUGUUUUAUCUUUUUAAAAAGUGAGGCCUUGUUGCAAAAAAAAAGGUCAAACAAUUACAAAGGUAAAAUUCUUCAUUUGAAGGUUUGGGCAGCGGCGCAUGUGGACUGCCUUGGACUGAAGCAGCAAAAUCCCUGUUUGUGAAUUGCCGCACUCGUUAGAUCACGAUUAAAAUCUUCUUUUCGCCUUUAAAUAUUUCCACAAAAAAAAACAUUUAAUCCUGCCAUACUGAGAAACUACAUAAUUUCUUCAACACACAUUAUAAGAGAUAUUGCUGAAGAGAAGAGCGGGCUGUUGAGUGGUUUAGGUAGUCUCAUGUUGUUGGGCUUUUAUAUUUCUCCCACAACACGAAACUGUCUUGAUUACCACAGUAAAAACUCGUCGCAUCAUGAAAAGUGAGUCCCUUAUAAUUACUCGUCGAUUUGUGUUAAUUAUUUUUCACAGACUGCUUCAAAUCACAAUAUAAUUUGAAAAAAAGUGCAAUAAAGUGUUUUAUUGUUGUGCGUAAAAUGAA
Molecule: messenger RNA, 2316 nt
Organism: Gymnodraco acuticeps
Lineage: Eukaryota; Metazoa; Chordata; Actinopteri; Perciformes; Bathydraconidae
Gene: hoxa10b
Product: homeobox A10b
Exons: 2
Coding region: 35-1078 (347 amino acids)
Biological process (GO): regulation of transcription by RNA polymerase II
Cellular component (GO): nucleus
Molecular function (GO): RNA polymerase II cis-regulatory region sequence-specific DNA binding; DNA-binding transcription factor activity, RNA polymerase II-specific
Source: RefSeq, a predicted model, not a curated record